Penicilliopsis zonata CBS 506.65 is the source of this 3216-nucleotide messenger RNA. RefSeq lists its product as hypothetical. Gene Ontology annotation, biological process: transmembrane transport; DNA-templated transcription. Gene Ontology annotation, molecular function: DNA binding; transmembrane transporter activity; zinc ion binding. The transcript is spliced from 5 exons. The coding region runs from base 1 to 3216 and encodes 1071 amino acids. Lineage: Eukaryota; Fungi; Ascomycota; Eurotiomycetes; Eurotiales; Aspergillaceae. The record is from RefSeq and is a predicted model, not a curated record.
AUGGCUAAUGAGAGAGCAGAUACGAGAUUGGUCGAUUCGGGGCCCCUCUCAAAUUGUCCGUUUUGCAAACAAACAUUUCCAAAGCCGGAAGCCGCUCGGAGACAUGCCAUCUCGUGCUCGAGAAAGCCCAGCGGCCCGAAGCAGCAGCAACAGCAACAGCAGCAAUCAUGCGAGAAAGGAGGUGCCCAGCAGCAGUCACAGCAGAGAGGCAGCACGGUAGAUCAUACGGCCGAUAGAGUUGAUCCAGACCGCGGCCUGUCGCUGUUCUUCCUCCUCUCCUUGACAGACUCGGUGGUGAAUGCCAAAGAACUGAUCGCUGCCGAACCGACCGAUCCCAACAGGAGAUCGGUCCAGGUCCCCUCUGCCUUGUUGGAACUGCCUCUCUCGUCGGACUUUUCCUCUUCGGCUACGGAUCUCUGGGCAGCCCUAGAGGGUCCCGCGAGCUGGUCGCCGUUUCAAAUGCCGGAUUUGGUUGAUCCGGAGUCUCCGCUGCAGUCAUUCCCGGAUUCCUUGUGUUCGGCGUUGGAGUACCGGCUGAACGAAAUCGUUCUCCAGCUGCAGUUCUAUUCUACGAUUGCAGAUAGCCAGCAAAGCCAGUCUCAGCAGGCUCAGCAAGCGCAGCAGACCCAGCUGAAUCCAGAAUCCAUCUUCACUAUUGCCAAUUUUUCUGCUUUCUUCUCCUCCUACUUUCAUCAUUUUCAUCGCCAUCUACCUGUCGUCCACCGUCCCACUUGUCUUCCAGAAAAUGUAUCCCCGCAGUUGCUGCUGGCAGUGUUUCUAGCGGGUGCGAUCUAUACCCCUUCGCAUGAACAUUCUCUUGCUGCGGCGCCAAGGUUUCUACCCGCUGCGGAAGAGUACAUCUUCAGUCAUCCCAUCUUCGAGUUACCGCCUGGGGCAGCAGACUCUUUUCCAGAUUAUAUCGAGAUUCUGCAGGCCGCUCUCAUCGUCGAAUGUACCCAGUUCGGCAUGAACGACAUGCAGACGAUUCGGCGCAUUCGCACCAGACGACACCCCAGUCUUGUCUCUGCCCUGCGCUCGUUUGGGAUCUUCAACUGUCGUCACUCCGUUGACAGGGAUUGGAAGAGUUUUGUGAGAACGGAGAUCCAGCUAAGGCUCGCAUCAUGGACAUUCCUAAUGGACUGCUACUUGACUGUUGUCUUCAAAAACCCCCCGCAAAUCACCGUCUCCGAGAUGGUGGGCGGGUUCCAAUCCAGCGACGACCUCUUCGAAGCAGACGAUGAGAGUCAAUUCGCAAAUUUAGCCAAAAAGUAUCAGCAGGACCUUUCCAGCUCUCUAUCAUUGAAAACAUUCGUCACACAGAUCAUGGGCGAUCCAGCCACUGACAUCGCUAUUCAAGACCUCCGUCCUUUUCAACUUCUAGUCAUUAUAAGCGCCCUCCACUCUAUCGCCUUCGUCGCCCGAGCAAGCUGCCUCAGCACCGUCAUCUCACCCACUCUCCUCCGCGCCUCGUCUCGCUGGAAGCAGCUCUGGAGCACCGUCAGCGCCCAGGCCGGCGAUAAUCUGCAGUACCAGGGUUGUUCGCGACACGCGCUCGAGCUCUGGUGGCUGCUCCGGUGUAUAUUGGAGGUCGGGGUGGUUUCGGAUCUGAAGAUCGCGUAUUUGAAUAAUGCCGCGACGGAUGAUGCGGGGGAGAUCCAUGAGUUUAUGAAGGUUAUAAGCCGACGGAUUCGCAGGCAGACGGAGCUCGAGAGUCGAGGCAAGAUAGAAGCAGGGAUUCCAUCUAGGCGAGACGACAUAUCGCCAGGGGAAUCAAUCGGUCGUAAAGUGGUCACGGCGAAAGACAACCCGUCUUUGAAUCCCCGGAACUGGUCUCUCUUGUGCAGAAGCAAGAACAUCGCCAUCUUGGUCUUCCUUGUCUUCACGCAGGGCUGGGCCGGUGCAGCCGAAUCCUUAGUCCAGGCCCAGGCGAACAGGGAGUUUGGUGUAUCCAAUGUCGCCGGGAAUUUGUCGACAGCCAUGUAUCUCUUCGGGAUUGCCUCUGGGUCGCUGUUUGCUGGGCCUAUCUCCGAGUCUGUGGGCAGGAAUCCGACCUACCUCUGCGCGACAUUCAUCUACCUGCUCUUCGUGCUCGGCAGUGGCCUGACGCCUACGUUUGCCGGCCAGAUCGCAUGCAGGUACUUUGUCGGUCUCUUCUCCAGCACAACGCUAGCAAUCAAUGGAUCCAGUGUGGGUGACCAGUUCCGUCCCGUCAAACGAACUUUUGUCUUUCCCGUUCUUGCGUGGGCGAAUGUCGCCGGCCCCGUUAUAGCGCCGACUGUGAGCGGCUGGGUCGUGGCGAAUCCCCGUCUGCACUGGAGAUGGACCGCGUAUAUCACACUUAUCAUAUCCGGUACCGCGUGGGUGACUGCGCUUCUCUUCCUACCCGAGACAUAUCUGCCCAUCAUCCUCGAGUGGAAAGCAAAGCAUCUGCGCGCCAUCACGGGGGAUGGCCGGUACACAUCCGAGCAUGCGGAACACGAGGAGAUCUUCCACCGUUUGAAAAAGGUUCUCCACCUUUCAGCAAAGUUCUUUGCCACGGAGCCUGUUCUUGCCGUGCUGGGCAGCUAUCUCGUUCUCCUGUACUCUCUGCUCUUCACCUUUCUGUCCGGAUUCGACUACAUCUUCCGACAGACAUACGGCCUGUCCACGGCCCAAACAGGCGCAUGUUUCGCUUCCAUAGCCGUGGGCGAGACAGUGGCCAUGCUGGCCGUUCCAGCAUUGUACACCUGGGCGCGCCGAAAGACGGCAUACCAGCACGGCGCUUCUCUCUUGCCGGAGUUUCGACUGUGGCCGGCCGUCGUCGCUGGCCCGUUGCUCCCUGUUUCGUUAUUCUGGCUCGGCUGGACAAACUACCGCUCCAUCUCCAUCUGGUCCAGUCUGUUCGCAUGUGCUUUGUUCGGAAUAGUUCUGAUAUCGAUCUAUGUCAGCAGUUACGAAUAUAUCAUUGACAGCUACGGCGAGCAUGCCGCAAUCGCCUUGGCGAGCAUCACCAUGGCUCGCUAUCUCGUUGCUGGUGGAAUGGUCAUGGCUGCCCAUCCCAUGUACGAAGGACUUGGCGUCCACUGGACAAUGACUCUUCUUGGCUCCAUCUCUGUCGGCUUGGCUCCCAUGCCGUUGUUGUUCAAGAUAUACGGCGCCACGCUGAGGAGAAGAAGCCGCUAUGCUGCGCAUCUGGAUCAAACUGUCAUCCAGGAAGAUUCUGGUAGUGUUAAUUGA